Zea mays is the source of this 1896-nucleotide messenger RNA. Its product is annotated as BOI-related E3 ubiquitin-protein ligase 1. The record is from RefSeq and is a predicted model, not a curated record. Gene Ontology annotation, molecular function: ubiquitin-protein transferase activity. The transcript is spliced from 4 exons. NCBI's taxonomy places the organism in Eukaryota, Viridiplantae, Streptophyta, Magnoliopsida, Poales, Poaceae. The coding region runs from base 278 to 1276 and encodes 332 amino acids.
GAAGUAAUUAUUAGUUGCCAUGCCGGCCUAAAAUCGUUCUGUAUGAACCAGACCAAACGUACUUGACAGUGAGAGAAAUACAGGAGCUGGAAGCCACGCCCGCGCCCGCGCCCACGCUCUCCAUGACGCCCUCUUAAACGAGGACGAGGAGGCGGACCUGUUCGUUCGCGUUGCCCGCGACUCUCUCCGUCCUCCUACUCUCACACGCUUGGCGCGCGCGUGCUUCCACACGUCCGUCGCCUCGCCUGGCUGAUUGGUUUGGGACCUGGCUCCAGCAAUGGCGGUGCAGGCGCAUUAUCACCACCACCACCACCACCACCACCGCGAGUCCCCUUUCCUCGUCAGCGGCGGCGCGCCGGAGGGCAGCCGGUUGGCGGCGGCGAUGGAGCUGCAUCAGGCGCAGAAGGAGGCUACUACGGCGCAGCAGCACGCUCCGCCCGACUUCUCGCAUGGAGGUUGCGGCGGCGGGAAGAAGCGGCAGCGCGAGGCGGACCCCGUGUCCCGGCAGCUCUUGUCGUUGCAGCAGCAGCAACCACAGGCGCAGGGGCCCAAGUUCAUCAACCUGGCGCAACUGCACAAGCGGCCGGCGACGGGCCUCCGGCUCGACUUGGACGAGGGCUCGGAGCACGUGCCGUGCACGUCCUCGGCCUCGGCGUCGUGUCUCCUCCUCUCCGAAGAGCUCGCCGCGCAGCGCGACCAGCACAAGGACGAGAUGGAACGGCUGAUCCAGGAGCACGCGGAGAGGCUCCGGCGCGCGCUGGCCGACACCCGGCGGCGGCACUACCGUUCGCUCGUCGGCGCGGCCGAGGCGGCUGCUGCUCGGCGGAUAAGGGAGAAGGAGUCGGAGGCCUGGGAGGCCGCGCGGCGCCGCGCCGACCUGGAGGAUCGGGUCGCGCGGCUGAGGGCGGAGGCGGCGGCGUGGCAGGCAAAGGAGCUCGCGGACCAGUCCACGGCCGCGGCGCUCCACGCGCAGCUGCAGCAGGCGAGGGGCAAGGCCACCGACGCCGAGGAAGGGGGCAACGCGGCGGACGACGCCGGGUCGUGCUUCGUCGACCCGGACAGGGUGGUGGAGAUCGCCCCGCCGCCGGCCAGGCCGUGCCGGGCGUGCAGGCGGCGGUCGGCCUCCGUCGUGCUGCUCCCUUGCCGCCACCUCUGCGUCUGCGCCGAGUGCGAGCCCGCCGUCCCCGCCGCCCCCUUUGCCGCCGCAGCUGUCGCCGCUGCCUGCCCCGUGUGCCGUGGCGCGGUCACCGGCACGGUGCAAGUGUUCGUCUCGUAGCGGGAGGGAAAGGUUAAAAAAAAUGGUGCUCCUGCCAAAAGGAAUGGCAGGUGAAAAUGGGGAAUGAACGAUGGCAAAUUGUGUAGUGGAGUGGAGCGCAUUACUUUUUAUUUCUCUGUUUUUUUUGCUCAUUUGUUCAUUACAAUCAUUUUUUCUCUUCGUAUAGUGCCGGUAGGAAUAGGAUCGUGCUCUCUCUCUGCCUCGGUUCCUGUGGACUUUUUUACCGCCUGAGAUUAAUUAAUGGCUUUGCCCUGUCCCUGCGGUUGCUGGUAGCCUCCUACGUGAGCAGCAGCGCCUUGGGGUUGGGGACGACGGACGAUGCGUUAAAGGCGAGGCGGGGAUUCGCGUGAUGCGUAGUAGUGGCGGGAGACGCGGCCGAUCACGUGACGUGACGAUCUCGGCAUCGCCCAUCGCCAUCCGUCGUGGGCCGCGCCGUGCGAUCCCCAUCGGGGGUACGGGCGCGCGUCGCGGCUGCGCUGUCGGUUGUUCGCCGCGCAGGCCUUGGAAGAGGAGGAAUGGGGGUGCGCGGCGUGCGGUUGCAGGCUUUGGCCAACGAUUGAUGAAUUGUGUUAAUUGUAAACGGUUGUGUGAACAGAGAAUGAGAACUCGUAGUCCCUUUC